Messenger RNA from Triticum urartu, 643 nucleotides. Its product is annotated as nascent polypeptide-associated complex subunit alpha-like protein 1. NCBI's taxonomy places the organism in Eukaryota, Viridiplantae, Streptophyta, Magnoliopsida, Poales, Poaceae. Gene Ontology annotation, cellular component: nascent polypeptide-associated complex. The record is from RefSeq and is a predicted model, not a curated record.
GAUGAGGAUGAGGAUGAAAUGGAUGACGAUGAUGUUGAGGGAGGUGAUGCUAGUGGAAGAUCUAGGAGUGAGAAGAAGUGCAGGAAAGCCAUGGAGAGGCUUGGCAUGAAGGCCAUUACUGGUGUGAGCCGUGUAACUAUCAAGCAGAGCAAGACCGUUACGUUUGUCCUCUCCAAGCCAGACGUCUUCAAGAGCUCGCACUCAGAAACCUAUGUCAUGUUCGGGGUGGUCAAGAUGGAGGGCAUGGACGCUCAGCUGCUGACAGAAGCGGCGGGGCAGUUCAAGGCGCCGGGACCGAGCAGCGUCAUCUCAAAGGGUGAGCCGUCCGUGGCAGCAGCCCAAGAAGACAAGGAGGUCGACGAGACGGGCGUUGACAACAAGGAUGUUGAGGUCGUGAUGAUGCAGGCCUCUGUGUCGAGGUCCAGGGCUGUGAAGGCGCUCAAGGCUGCAGAUGGUGACAUUGUCAGCGCCAUCAUGGAGUUGACUAACUAGGUGAUGAUAGGGUGGGGGGUCGCAAAUCAGUCUUGGUCAUGUCAUCUUGAAUGUUGCAGUUGCGGAAUUGGAGGCUCUAUGUCUGUUGAAACCAGUACUGGCAUGUAGGUUUUAGAGGCGUUUUAACAUCUGAGGACCAGCAAACUGCUUG